AGGAGAUUAGAUUAGAUACCCGUUUCGUUUUGCCCGGUUAAUUUCCCAAUCGGAUUGACGACCUGAAACAUCCUAAAUGUCCAAACUUCUCCAACUGCGUCCAGAAAUCCUCCUCUUUUUCCUCAUCUCCAUACCCUUCAAUGUAAUUUCAGAAAGCAUAGAAACAGAGCGAACAGUUCUUCUCAACCUUAAGCAGCAGUUGGGCAACCUGCCGGCCAUCCAGUCAUGGAACGACUCAUCCUCACCAUGUUCUUGGCCAGGGAUCAACUGCACUGAUGGUUCAGUCACCAGCGUUUCGCUCCACGAUAUAAACAUCACCGUCAAAAUCCCAUCAUCAAUCUGCAAACUUAAGAACCUCACGUUCCUUGAUUUGGCCUUCAAUUUCAUCCCCGGUGAGUUCCCAACUUUGCUCUACAAUUGCUCGAAGCUGCAGCACUUAGACCUCUCCCACAACUACUUUAUCGGCUCAAUUCCCGGUAACAUUUACCAGUUAUCUACUCUGGUUUACUUAGACCUCAGUGGCAACAACUUCUCAGGAAAUAUUCCUCCGACCAUCGGAGGAUUACGGAAAUUAAAAGAACUUCAUCUUCAACAUAAUGAGUUCAACGGCACUUUUCCGGCCGAAAUUGGAAACCUAUCCAAUCUUGAGCUUCUAUGGAUGGCCCAUAAUGGUUUUGUGCCGAUGAAGAUACCUGAUAGGUUUACUCAAUUGAAGAAAUUGAAGUACUUAGGGAUGACGGAGACGAGUUUAAUUGGCGAAAUUCCGAACGACUUCGCCGAUCUCUCGAGCCUAGAAUGGUUCGAUCUAUCGAAGAACAAUUUGGAAGGUCCGAUCCCUAGCAGGUUUCUCAUGUUGAAGAAUCUGACUAACUUGUAUCUCCGCAACAAUGAACUCUCCGGCCAGAUACCCAGAACCGUCGAAGCUUGGAACUUGGUUGAAAUUGAUCUUUCCAUGAACGAUUUGACAGGCACGAUUCCGGAGGAAUUUGGGAUGAUGAAAAAGCUGGUUUUCUUUAAUCUGUGUGUGAAUCAGUUAACAGGGGAGAUACCGGCCGGCAUGGAUCAACUUCCGGUUUUGAAGACAUUUCUUGUUUUCUCAAACAAAUUGAGUGGAGUCUUGCCACCGGAAUUAGGCCUCCACUCAAAGCUCGAAUAUUUUGAGGUCUGGGACAAUCAAUUCACCGGUCAACUACCGAAAAAUUUAUGCGCCGGCGGUGUUCUACUGAGAGUGGUUGCGUCUUCAAACAAUCUAAGCAGAGAAAUACCGGCUUUGCUAGGAAAUUGCAGCACUCUCCGGACUGUUCAGCUGCAAAACAACCAGUUUUCAGGCGAGAUUCCUCCAGGUCUCUGGACGACUUUCAAUUUAACAGUCUUGAUACUGAGUAACAACUCAUUUUCGGGGCAAUUACCGAGCCAACUCGCAAGGAAUCUGUCCAUGGUGAAAAUCAGCAAUAACAAAUUGGUCGGUGAAAUCCUCAUCGGAAUUGGUUCUUGGUCAAGUUUGACAGUCUUCGAGGCCAGUAACAAUCUCUUUUCUGGCAAAAUCCCUGAGGAAAUAACGUAUCUUUCUCGCCUAAUUACUCUCCACCUAGAUGGAAAUCAACUCUCCGGUGAAUUACCAUCGGAUAUAGCCUCCUGGAAAUCGUUGCAUACCUUGGAUCUAUCCGGCAACAAACUUUCUGGUCCAAUCCCGGUAGCAAUUGGGUCUUUACCCGACCUCCUCAAGCUGGAUUUAUCAGAAAACCAAUUUUCUGGGAAAAUCCCUGCAAACCUUGGCAAUCUGAAGCUCACGUCACUCAACUUAUCAUCCAACAAACUCUCCGGUAAAAUCCCAGAUGAGUUUGACAACCUUGCUUACGAAAACAGUUUCUUGAACAAUUCCAAUCUCUGUGCAGAUACUCCAAUCCUAAAUCUCCCAGACUGCAGCUCCAAACCCAGAAAACUGAUCUCUAAAUAUCUUCCUUUGAUUCUGUCUCUUGCGGUUUUAAUCGUCAUAGUUACCGUUUUAUUGAUCCUGUUCGUGAUGAUAGACUACCGAAGUAAAAAACGAGGAGGUGAUCUUGCAACAUGGAAGCUAACCUCGUUCCAUAGAUUAGAUUUCACAGAAGAGAAUAUCGUGUACAGGUUAACGAAGAGUAAUUUAAUAGGAAGUGGUGGGUCUGGAAAAGUGUACAAGAUUGCUAUUAAUGAGUCAGGUGGUUUUGUAGCUGUGAAGAGAAUUUGGAAUAACAAGAAACUGGAUGGUAAGUUGGAGAAAGAGUUCAUAGCAGAAGUUGAAAUUUUGGGCAGUAUUCGCCAUGCCAACAUAGUGAAGCUGUUGUGUUGCAUUUCCAGUGAGAAUUCGAAGCUUCUGGUAUACGAGUUCAUGGAGAACCAGAGCCUGGAUAGGUGGCUACAUGGGAAGAAGAAAAAAUCCACUACGAUCGGGACGAAUUCAAUUUACCACAUCGUACUGGACUGGCCAACAAGAAUGCGAAUUGCAAUUGGAGCGGCUCAGGGGCUUUGCUACAUGCACCAUGACUGCUGUCCACCCAUUAUUCAUCGUGAUGUUAAAUCUAGCAACAUCUUGUUAGACUCGGAAUUCAAGGCAAGAAUUGCUGAUUUUGGACUUGCAAAGAUGCUAACUAGGCAGGGAGAACCUCACACCAUGUCCGCAGUUGCUGGAACUUUUGGUUAUUUUGCCCCAGAAUACGCAUAUACUACAAAGGUGAAUGAAAAAUUUGAUGUCUAUAGCUUUGGAGUGGUGCUUCUGGAAUUGGUAACUGGAAGAGAAGCCAACUGUGGAGAUGAGCACACUAACCUUGCACAAUGGGCAUGGCGACAUUACACUGAGGGAAGGCCUGAGGUUGAAAUGUUUGAUCCGGAGAUCGACGGCCCUUGUCACUUGGAGGAAAUGACCGUUGUGUACAAGCUGGGGCUUAUAUGUACAAGCACUUUACCAUCUUCCAGACCUUCCAUGAAGGAAGUUUUGCUUUUUCUUCAACGUCACUCCAAAAAAAGUGAUGUUUAGAGACAAGUAUAGGGGACGACUUAGAUAUGCUCGUGCUUGGUGUUGAGAAUUUUAAUAAUAUUGGACACAAAUCACUUGUUAGUCCCGGAUAUAUCCCAAAAUUUAACUUUUUGAGAUUCGUUUGAUGUGGUUAGAGUUUUUUUAUAAAAGUUUAUGAUAAAA
Rubroshorea leprosula is the source of this 3172-nucleotide messenger RNA. Lineage: Eukaryota; Viridiplantae; Streptophyta; Magnoliopsida; Malvales; Dipterocarpaceae. The record is from the annotation of a GenBank genome assembly.